UUACAUUUUGCACUUCCGCCUCCCAAUCCGGGGUGUCUGGAGACUCGGGCGCGCCAAAAGCACCUCCCUAGGCCAUGCGCAGGCGCAGCGCGGGAGAGGCGGACCAGGCGGUAUCACUUCCCGGAAGCGCUGUACACGCCCUCAAACGGAUGCGAUCAGAGGAUGCGUCGCUCCCGCCCCCCGGGCUCUUGCCCAAUUAGACAGGAGGGGCGGGGCCUCCGCUCUGCGCAGCCUCCGCUCUGUGCAGUCCCCGAGGGGAGGUGCGGCGUAGUCUUUCUCCGAAGUGCUGCGGGCUGGCAAGUCCAGCGUGGAGUGGGGGCUGUGCGUGGCCGUAAGUGGCUCUGACCCUUUUACCCGGAAAUGGCGUGAAGAGGCACUCUGCGGUUGGUGCCUACCAAACCUGGGCAACUGGCGGGUUCCAUGAGCCUUCCUCAGCCCACCUGCGCCAGUCCUUUAGGGCUGUGCGGGAUCGUCUGCCCUUCCCAGUUGGGAUGGGCUACAGGUGUUCACGACUCCUAUUUCCUACUUCCACAGGCUGGGACUGUGGGAGGUCAAGGUCUGACUUCGAUUUUGAAUAUCCUUUCAAAAGGCAAGGUUGGCUGAGGAGCCAGCGGCGCACGAACGGGUGCGGGUGGCUCGGGUCCUUCUCAGAGUAAGGGCACCUCUUUCUUCGAGGACCAGGCAUAGCCUGGGUGAUGGCUAGAAAUGCAUAAUCUCAGGCUGCAUCCCAUACUUCCUGAAUCAGAAUCUUCACGUUAACGACAUGCCUAGGUGGUUUUUGUGCACGUUACUGUUUGAGAAUUGCUGCUUUAAGCUUCGCGUGAUUUCUGGUGUAGAAGGCAAUGUUGACGAAUGCGUUUGGUUCUGGAGACGGUGGCCUAUACUGCAGACCUAAAGGAGAGGUUAAGGUGUGAGUCUUGUGUGUCAGACUUAGGAUCUUUAUGCAUUCCAGGUCACUUAAGUCACCUUGUCACUUAAGGUGGUAUAAUGAACGUGCUAUGAUACAAGUAGAUAAGCUAUGUGAGCAUAGGUAUCAGGGAGUGUACAGAAGCAAUCAGGAAAGGGAAACUAAUAUACGCAAUGAGGCAUUAGUCAACCUGAGGUUUAAAGACGGAUAGGACGUGUAUUAGGAAUGAAUCUAUUCCAUCUGCUUAGCGUCCCACAAACAUAGUUUCUAGGCAAGGAAUUCACUUUAUAAUAAAAGGAGUGUGGUCACCAGUUGCCAAGAUGGCCCCCAGUGAUCCUGGUCUUGUGUAGUCCCUUCCCACAUUGACUUAGGAUGACUUUGUGUCUUUUUUUUUUUUUUUUUUUUUAACGUUUAUUUAUUUUUUAGUGGGAGCGGGGAAAGGGCAGAGAAGGAGGGAGACAGAGAAUCCGAAGCGGGCGGGUUCCGCGCCGACAGCGGUGAGCCCAAAGUGGGGCUCAAACUCAGGAACCGUGAGAUUAUGACCUGAGGCCAAGAAGGAUGCUCAACCGACUGAGCCGCCCAGGUGCCCCUGACUUUGUGUCUUAACCCAUUUUGGCUGCUAUUACAAAAUACCCUAGACUGGGUAGUUUAUAAACAACAGAAAUGUUUUUUUCACAGUUCUGGAGGCUGGGAAAUCCAGGAUCCAGGUGAUGGUGCAUUGGUGUCUGGUGAGAGUCCACUUCCUGUUUAUAGAUGGCUUUUCUUUUCAGUGUAACCUCACACAGUGGAAGGGACAAGGGAGCUUUCUCGGACCUACUUUUAUAAGAGCACUAAUACUCUUAGUGAGGGUUCUGCCCUCAUGACUGGAUCACCUCCCAAAGGCCCUGCCUCCUAAGGACCCUACCAUCACCUUGGGGCUAGGAUUUCAGUAUGUGAACUUGCUGGGGACAUAACCAUUCUCUCCUUAGCACCGUGCAAACAGCAGAAUGUUGUGGAAAUGAUGAUGUGUGAUGGUAGGAGCUCCAUCAUAAAAGAUACUGUGAUUUCCAUGUUGCUCUCUCGAAUCUCUUGUUCUGUGGGAAGCCGAUUAACUCUGUUGCAAGGACAUAUGAAGUUGUCUCUAUGGAGAAGUUCAUGUGAGGGACUGAGUUUCCUGCCAAAAGUAGCAUGAGGGCACCGCCUUGGAAGACCAUCCUGCGGCCACAGUCAAGCAUUCAGAUGACUGAGUCCCUACGGACAACUGAACUGCGGUCUCAUGACAAGUCCUGGUCGAGAACAACCAUUCAUCUAAACCAUUAACAGGUUCCUGACCCAUAGGAAUUGUGUAAGCCCCAUGAGAGGAGCAAACCAGUCGAGUGUCUCCGAGUUCCUCCUCCUCGGGCUCUCCAGGCAGCCCCAGCAGCAGCAGGCCCUCUUUGCGCUCUUCCUGAGCAUGUACCUGGCCACGGUCCUGGGAAACCUGCUCAUCCUCCUGGCCAUCUGCGUGGACCCCCGCCUGCACAUCCCCAUGUACUUCCUCCUCAGCCACCUGUCCUUUGUGGACAUCUGCUUCUCCACCACCACCAUCCCCAAGAUGCUGGCCAACCACAUCCUUGGGACUCAGGCCAUCUCCUUCUCUGGGUGUCUCACACAGAUGUAUUUUGUGUUCAUGUUCGUGGACAUGGACAAUUUCCUCCUGGCUGUGAUGGCCUAUGACCGCUUUGUUGCCAUAUGCCACCCCUUACACUACUCGACAAAGGUGACCCACCAGCUCUGUGCCCUGCUGGUUGCUGGGUCAUGGGUCAUUGCCAACCUGAAUGUCCUACUGCAUACCCUGCUGAUGGCUCGACUCUCGUUCUGUGCAGACAAUGCCAUCCCCCACUUCUUCUGUGAUGUGACUCCCCUCCUGAAACUGUCCUGCUCUGACACGCACCUCAAUGAGGUGAUGAUUCUGACUGAGGGUUCUCUGAUCAUGAUCUCUCCAUUUAUUUGCAUCCUGGCUUCGUAUGUGCAUAUUACCUGCGCUGUCCUGAGAGUCCCGUCCACGAAGGGAAGAUGGAAAGCCUUCUCGACCUGUGGCUCGCACCUGGCCGUGGUUUCCCUCUUCUAUGGCACCAUCAUUGCUGUGUAUUUCAACCCUUUGUCCUCACACUCUUCUGAGAAGGACACAGCAGCUACUGUGAUGUAUACCGUGGUGACCCCCAUGCUGAACCCCUUCAUCUACAGCCUGAGGAACAGAGACUUGAAAAGGGCUCUUGGAAAAGUGGUUGGAAGAAAGACAUUUUCUGUCCGAUGAGAGAAUCAAAGCUGAAUCUUAUUUUCAUGAAAACUUUUUUUUUAAUCAACUGAGUAUCAGAGAGCAGAUGUUUUGUCAAAGGGAGUCUGGAAACAAACUUAUUCAUGUCUGUGCUAGGGGAAUGUAGAUGGCAAUUGUUACUUACUUACUUACCUGUGGCCUGAAUUCACCUGUACUCCUGCUGCAUCUCCCAGUAAUGAGAUUUCUUUUUUAAUGACUAACUUUUGAAUUAUUUUACACCUAAGUCAAGUGUUUCCUUUUUAAAUGGUCUGUCUGGAAGGAUACAGGUGUCACAUAUUUUUGAACAUUAGAAUUACCUGGAAGCUUUUAUAGUCCACUGAUGUCCAAGAUCCAACACUGACCAAAUAGGUCAGAACCUCUGGGGGUGGGGCCACACCACUGAGAUUUAAAAAGCCUCAGAUGAUUCUAAUGUGCAGUCAGAGUGGAGAAUUUUUGGUCCUUGUUGUAUUCCUUACAUGUCCUCUGUCUUGGUCAGUCAUAAAAAUUGGGUCACAGGAAUGAUAACAGAAAUUAGUUUUGAGGGAUGCCUGGCUGGCUUAUUCAGAAGAGCCCGCAACUCUUGAUCUCAGGUCAUGAGUUCAA
Messenger RNA from Neofelis nebulosa (Clouded leopard), 3785 nucleotides. Its product is annotated as olfactory receptor 1F1-like. The transcript has 2 exons. Gene Ontology annotation, biological process: G protein-coupled receptor signaling pathway. Gene Ontology annotation, molecular function: G protein-coupled receptor activity; olfactory receptor activity. The record is from RefSeq and is a predicted model, not a curated record. Bases 2241 to 3182 code for a protein of 313 amino acids. NCBI's taxonomy places the organism in Eukaryota, Metazoa, Chordata, Mammalia, Carnivora, Felidae. Gene Ontology annotation, cellular component: membrane.